This is a messenger RNA of Panicum hallii, 1086 nucleotides long. RefSeq names its product disease resistance protein TAO1-like. The transcript is spliced from 3 exons. The coding region runs from base 1 to 1086 and encodes 361 amino acids. The record is from RefSeq and is a predicted model, not a curated record. Gene Ontology annotation, molecular function: protein binding. NCBI's taxonomy places the organism in Eukaryota, Viridiplantae, Streptophyta, Magnoliopsida, Poales, Poaceae.
AUGGAGGAACUCCUGGCGGAGCGGAGCACCGGGAUCAACCGAGUUGUGAGGUGGGUCGGUGAAGCGAACCCCUCCCUGGAUGCCCUUAGGCUAAGUCGCAUCCAGGUCGCUGAGGCCCCUCCUUCACUUGGCGCUAUCCUCUCGGUGCUGGAUUCCACCGUCGAGCGACUGCGACACAUGGAGUUCGCCAUCCUCGACCACUUGGAGACCGAAGGCAAGUUUCCAGCCUCUCUUGGCAAUCUGAAGCAACUGAGAUUUCUUAUUGCUCCAAGGUUCAAAAAUCCAAAGUUCCCCGUCAGUAUUACUAGGAUCUCAAAGUUGCAGUACCUUGACAUCCAUGGAUCUUCUCAGGUUUCAACAAUACCGGAGUCAAUUGGUAAACUUGACUGCCUUAUGCAUCUUGACUUAUCCGGUUGUACUGAAAUAGUCAAAAUGCCAGAAUCUCUGGGAAAUCUCAAAGAUUUGCUGCACCUAGAAUUAUCAUCCUGCUCAAGACUUGAAUGGGUACCAGAAAGUGCCUGUGGUCUCACAAGUCUACAGUACUUAAAUUUAUUUUGCUGCUCCAAUCUUCAAAGGCUACCACAAGAUUUAUGUAGCCUAGUUGAACUACAGUAUUUCAGCAUAUCAGGCUGUUCCAAGAUUCCAGAAUUGCCAGUGGGUUUUGGGAAGCUCACAAAUUUGUUGCAUCUUGAUUUGUCACGGUGUUCCUUUGUGAUGCUGGAAGAAUUCGGUGGCUUCACCGAACUCAAGUAUUUGAACUUAUCAGGGAGCCUUAGCAACAAGAGACAGGCUGAGAUAAAUAUUGAUUUUAUCAGCACACUCACAAAACUAGAGCAUCUUAACUUGUCAUGGAACUUUAUUCCAUCUCUACCCGAAUCUAUUGGUAAUCUCAAAAGGCUACAAAGAUUGGAUCUAUCAGGCUGCACACGUCUAAGAUCCCUACCUGAAGGCAUAGGAUCAAUUGAUAGUCUGCACUUGCUGUUGGUUAUUGAGUGCUCAGAGAAGCUGAAGAACUACAUCAGGAAAUCUGGGCUCAGAUUGGUGAUUCUUGCAGCAAUCUUCUUCGGCUUAAGGGAAUCCUUCUGA